CUCCUCGUCCUGCCCUGGGGCGGUGACCCGCCAUCGCAGUCCAGACGCAGGGCAGACGCCCCCGGUUCCCGGUCCCCACCCCUGAGCCUUUGGGGGAUACCCGGGUGACCGAGGGGCGGAGAGGUGGCGGGAACCUCCCCGUUUCCGCCGCGGGCCCGCCGCCGAGUGCCACCGGGAGGCGCGGUCGUCCCUCCCCGCGCCGGGGGCGGCCCUGCAGCCUGCGCCUUUUUCCGCACGCACCGCGGCGCCGCGCGGCCACUUGCCAGCGCAGGGAGCGCGGUGGCUGCAGCGCUCGGCGCUUGGAAGAUGGUCCCCGCGGCCGGACAGCUCACCCUGCUCGCGCUGGGUAUCGUGUUGGCUGUGUGUCAGGCUUUGGAGAACAGCACAUCUCCCCUGAGCGACCCACCUGUGGCUGCUGCAGUGGUGUCUCACUUCAACGAAUGCCCGGAUUCCCACACUCAGUUCUGCUUCCAUGGGACUUGCAGGUUUUUGGUACAGGAGGACAAGCCAGCAUGUGUCUGCCAUUCCGGGUACGUGGGUGCUCGCUGCGAACAUGCGGACCUCCUGGCCGUGGUGGCCGCCAGCCAGAAGAAGCAGGCCAUCACCGCCUUGGUGGUGGUCUCCAUUGUGGCCCUAGCUGUCCUCAUUAUCACCUGUGUGCUGAUCCACUGCUGCCAGCUCCGCAAGCACUGUGACUGGUGCCGUGCCCUCGUCUGCAGACACGAGAAGCCCAGUGCCCUCCUGAAGGGAAGGACUGCUUGUUGCCACUCUGAGACAGUGGUCUGAAGAGCCCAGAGGAGGAGUUUGGUCAGGUAGCCUGUGGCAACUCAAAACAGAACAGCAUUCUUCAGGACAAUUGCCAACAGUACCCAGAUGCCUGGACAUGCUUGAGGACUUUGCCCCUAUCUACAACAGCCUGUGCAGCUUUCGUCCUUUGUGGACCUUCAAACUGUGUGGAGAACUGUCUGCUGGGGUACUUCAGUAUAUUCUAGAGAAGAGGCCAAAGGACCAUGAUUUAAAGACGGGUCGGUCGGGAAUCGCAAAGGGCUAGCUUUCCUGCUAACCCAUGCUAGGUGUAUACGUCAGUCAGUUGGUGUUUCCUACCAGGCAUGGAUUCUGGGCUGUUUCUUCUCAGUGGGCAACCUGUCCCAAGCAGAGACUCCAUGGUUGUUACUGGGUUUGCUCAUCUGCUCACUGGGUGGGGUACAAAGUGGACAAGGGGAAAUGUCUAUCGUUACAUGAAGAUACCAUGGCCUCCUGUGAGCCCCUAACCCCGGCUGACAUCUCCCCAAGCUGUCGCUGCCUUUGGGAUCUGUGUCAUAUUUAUUAGAUGGAUAAUGGUUUAAUUUUUAAUGUUAAAAGUCAAUGUAAAAAGCAUAAGCCCAGCAGACGUCCACCUUAAUGAUAAAUGAGCUGCUGACUGAGAAGUCACACCAAUUAGAAAAGGCCAGCCUCUGAAACAGUGAGACUUGGUGAGCCUGCCAGGGGCUGUAGAGAAUCCAAGACAGUAUCCCAAUAGGAGCAAAGACUGAGGUUCAGAAGGCAUGCCCUGUAAAACAUAAAGCAGGUGAGUUCCCUGGAUACAUGCUGUAGAAAGGUUAGCAAGGUCAGUGGCUAGGACUGUCCCCUCUGUUGGAGGCAAGGGGGUAAGACAGCCUGUGUGGGCACCCUGGGCAGACACAUGCCAGCACUUGAAUAAGCAGAUUAAUUUCCUCAUGAGCCCAGCUCUAGCACUGGGCAAAAUCCAUGAAGGAAACCAGCUUUAUUUUCCAUGUUGUUGCUUGGGGUUUUGCUUUAUUUUUAAAAGGAGAAAUUGAACUUUCCUAUUUAUUUCCAAGCAUUAGGAGAAAUAUUCCAGUGGGUUUUUUUCCCUUGCAGAAUGUAGACAUUAUUAACAAAAUUGCUACCACACCUUUCAUGUUCUCCAUGCUCCCUGAACACCACAGGGGGUUCUGGUCCCUAGUCUCUGCGUUGUUUGGUAUGGUCUAGAAGCAGAAUGGCAGUGUAGAGACAUACAAGCUGCUUGAUGAAGAGACUGGUCUCCGAUUAAGAAGUGAAAGUCCCCCCACCUCCCAGCCCUGCAGAACCUCCAACACAAUGUAUCAGGAGAGGGACGUUCAAUGUGCCAAGUUAGUUUGAAAUUUCUUUCAGAAAAUGUUGCCUUUUUCUCAAUCUUGCCCAUUCCAUCUAUUUUUAUGAAUUUUUCUCUUUUUAUAUGAUCUAGGCGUUGAUCUGCCCCAGGGCUUAACUUGGCACUCUUAUUUCAGUAUGCCUAAAGCUUUAAAUGAAGAAACUGGGUCUGUCCAUUGCCCCUGACACAGCUCCAGCUGACGUUAUCGUUAUUUAGGUUUGUUGUUUUGUGAAACAAGGUCUUGCUGUGUAGCCAUGCUGGCCUUGAACUGAAGAUCCUCCUGCACUGUCUUCCUGAGUACUGGGUUUACAGGCACCACCACACCCAGCAGGUCUUUUUUUUUUAAUUAUUAAAGAAAAUAGAUUAAGUUUGCAUUCCUUGGGUCAUACAGGUGGGUCAAGGCUGAGUGUAGCCUGCUGCUCAGAGACCAAUCAGCUGCACUUUAGACCUCCAUUGGCCCCCUGUGUCCUCAGCAAACCCUGCUGAAAGACUCAAGUCCUGGCCCCCAGGUACUAAAACAGCAAAGGCACAGCACUUGUUUUUAAUCUAGUUCACACUGUUAACUUCAGACAAUAUAUCUUUUCUAGUCUGCUGGAGACUCCUGGAGGUCUGAUUGCUUUUAAGAGUUUGAACUGAUUGAAAGUAUUUAUGAGACUUUCUUCAGCUAAUGGUGGGAGGAUAGAUGUCCCACUUUAAGAUGUUUUGAGGAAUUGGCAUCUAAGAACGUAGAGGUAGGAGAAGAUGGGGACAGACAUGAGGGUCCCUGGGAGGACCUCAGUCUAGUGUCUGAACACUCUAGCUCUUGGGUCCAGCAGGUCACAGAGGCUGAGCCCUGUGCCUCCUCUUUCAAAGCAAUCAAAUUUAAACGCCCCCAGAAGUGCCUUCCUAAUCAGCCCUUUUACAGAGUAGCAGGUCUGAGAAGGAUCAGAGAAGAGGUUGAGACAAGCCUGGCUGGACCAUCGUCCAUGCCCCAGCAUAUGGCAGCCUUGCUUUUUUGCUGACUUUGAUUUUAUAGUCAGACAAGCAUCUCAUAGCAGUGGGAGCUCUUGGCUAGCUGUACCAACCCUCUUUUGUCAGUUCACAGUGAGUAUUCUAGGCUCUUUCUAUUUCCUUGCCCUUCAAAAAGCUUGGUGCCCAUUACAGCUAGAAACAAAGGGCUCUGCAGCAGCCACACAGGACAGUAGACAGUACAGCUGUUCCAGUGACUCAGAGGACCAUGAAAAUCCCCAUUGUAUGAAUUGAAAAUGAAUCCUAGGGCUAGCAAGAUGGCUCAGUGUGUAAAGGUGAUUACCACCGCAUCUGAGGACCUAAGUUCAAUCCCUGGGACCAACAUAGUGGAAGAAGAGAAACCAACUCCUGAAAGUUGUUCUCUGACCUCCGUACUCACACCAUGGGGGUACACAUACACUAAAAAUAAUAAUAAUAAAUAAAUAAAAUUUUUUAAAAAUUAAAAAGAAAUAUGAAUUCUUAAAAGCCUACGCACCUCGAGGAGCUCUGUGCGUUGUAAUGGUAAGCGUAUCACAUUUUCUCCAUGGAAAGAUACAAUGGUAGCUCUAACCUGGAAGACAGCAUCCCAGUUGGACGCAUGUAGAACCAGGCCAUGGAUCAGUUUGUCACAUGUCCCAGAAGAGAUGGGCACAGUAGUCCUGGGGCCCUUUUUCUAUGAGGAAAGAGAAGGCAGCAGGGUUGGUGCACAUUACUGAGGGAAGAGACGGUGGGUCUGGAGCUUCUUGGAGGGUAAGCUGUUCUCUUUGGGUAUAAAAAGCUGCCUGGCAUCCCCAAGCCAGGUUUCCUAAAGCCUGUGGGCCACUGGAUGCUUUUCCAGGAAACACUGCUCAGGAAGUUCCAGCUUCUUGGUAGGUUCUGUGCUUAUCCUCCCAACAUGCCUUGCCAAGUAUGAUUCAAAAAGGGCCAGGGGGUGAGGGGACACCAUCAACACUUAUGUUUAGGGGUGUUUGUUUCUUCUUUUGGUUUGGGUUUUGACACAGGGUCUCACUCUAGCCUAAGCUAACCUCAAACCCCUCAUUCUGAGCCUUAGCCUCCUGAGUGCUGGGGUUACAGGUGUGUGCCACCACACCUGGCUUAUGUUUGCUUUUAAUGUUCUUGUGUAAGACCUAUUCUCUUCAACCAUUGGUCUAUUUGAAAGAUACAUGGUGUACAUACAGGUGUGCACAUGUGUCCACACAAAGAGUCCUGAAAAGCAGCUCAUCUUCACAGUGUGAUAACUUACUGAAACAUUCAACUUCUCCUUGACUUUAUUAUAACGAACCUGAUGCUUUUUUUAGAACUCAUUAUUCUGACUUCUGUAUAUGUUGCACUGAAAGGUUAAUAUUUAAUGUUUUAAUUUAUUUUAUGUGGUAAGUUAAUUUUGAUUUCUAUAAUAUGUUAAUGUGAUUAGAAGCCCUUUUCCUUAAUAUCUGAAUUAUACUUAAAGACUAGUGAGCAAUUUAAGAUACUGUUGUAUUUUUCAGAAAUAUGUAUUGUUAUCCAGUUGUACUGAACCUUGUUUGGAAGGAUGAAGGAAUGCUUUUUUUUCCUACUUAUAAAGACUGGAGUUUUUCUUCAA
Molecule: messenger RNA, 4697 nt
Organism: Nannospalax galili (Upper Galilee mountains blind mole rat)
Lineage: Eukaryota; Metazoa; Chordata; Mammalia; Rodentia; Spalacidae
Gene: Tgfa
Product: transforming growth factor alpha
Exons: 6
Coding region: 307-786 (159 amino acids)
Biological process (GO): positive regulation of cell population proliferation; epidermal growth factor receptor signaling pathway; positive regulation of mitotic nuclear division
Source: RefSeq, a predicted model, not a curated record